GGCCAGGGGCGGCCCCACACCCGGGUGCGAACAGCCCGGGGCCCCGAGCCUCGCGUGCAGACACUUUAUCCUGAAGCCUCCGAAUGUUCACGCACCAAUCUGCAGAGGGUCAUGUUCUUGGUUUGAGGAGCCUGCGGGAUAUAAGGCGCCAGGCGGGCAGGGGCUCGGUCCACACCAGGGUCUGGAGGAGCGAUGGUCACUCGGGAUCGAGCCGAGAAUAGGGACGGCCCCAAGAUGCUGAAGCCGCUGGUGGAGAAGCGGCGCCGGGACCGCAUCAACCGCAGCCUGGAAGAGCUGAGGCUGCUGCUGCUGGAGCGGACCCGGGACCAGAACCUUCGGAACCCGAAGCUGGAGAAAGCAGAGAUACUGGAGUUCGCCGUGGGCUACUUGAGGGAGCGAAGCCGGGUGGAGCCCCCGGGGGUUCCCCAGUCCCCAGCCCAGGACGCCGAGGCGCUCGCCAGCUGCUACUUGUCCGGCUUCCGCGAGUGCCUGCUCCGCCUGGCGGCCUUCAAGUCCAAUGCGCUAUCCAUUGCGCCACAGAGCCACCUGGCGGGCGGCGGCGUCUGA
This is a messenger RNA of Ailuropoda melanoleuca (giant panda), 567 nucleotides long. It is a transcript of the gene HES7, whose product is annotated as hes family bHLH transcription factor 7. Gene Ontology annotation, molecular function: protein dimerization activity. Lineage: Eukaryota; Metazoa; Chordata; Mammalia; Carnivora; Ursidae. The coding region runs from base 193 to 567 and encodes 124 amino acids. The transcript has 7 exons. The record is from RefSeq and is a predicted model, not a curated record.